Molecule: messenger RNA, 1269 nt
Organism: Penicillium roqueforti
Lineage: Eukaryota; Fungi; Ascomycota; Eurotiomycetes; Eurotiales; Aspergillaceae
Exons: 7
Coding region: 1-1269 (422 amino acids)
Biological process (GO): endoplasmic reticulum organization; endoplasmic reticulum to Golgi vesicle-mediated transport; Golgi organization
Cellular component (GO): COPII-coated ER to Golgi transport vesicle; endoplasmic reticulum-Golgi intermediate compartment; Golgi membrane
Molecular function (GO): D-mannose binding
Source: RefSeq, a predicted model, not a curated record
AUGAUGAGAACAUUAGCUUCCCUGGCAUUGCUUGCCGUAGGGGCCACAGCUCAAAUUAUUGAAAGCUCAAGCUUCGGCACUGGCCAAACGAUAUCACCAAACCAAGACUCCAUCCCCGGAUGGGCAAUUGGAGGAGAGGGCCAUGAACCGCACGUUCUAUCAGACAAGCUCAUCUUAACGCCACCGUACCCUGGAAACACAAGGGGAUCAGCUUGGGCACAGAGUCCAGUCUCUCAGUCGGAAUGGUCAGCAGAGCUCCAAUUCCGAGCAAGCGGACCAGAACGAGCAGGUGGAAUCCUGCAGUUAUGGUAUACCAAGGAUGGCCAGUCCCGUAUUGGUACCUCGAGCAUCUAUACUGUCGGCCAAUUUGACGGAUUUGCUUUAGUAAUCGAUACGCAUGGUGGAAGAGGUGGUAGUGUCCGUGGGUUCCUGAACGACGGUACCAUCGAUUACAAAAGCCACAAUAGCCCAGACACCUUAGCCUUUGGCCACUGCGACUACUCCUACCGUAACUUAGGCCGUCCAUCAAUUCUCAAACUCAAGCACACCAGCUCCAUCUUUGAAGUCACCGUUGACGACAAGCUUUGCUUUUCAACUGACAAGGUCGCCCUGCCCGCUGGGAACACUUUCGGCAUCACAGCAGCCACCCCCGAAAACCCAGACUCAUUUGAGAUCUUCAAGUUCAUCCUCGAGUCCGCCGCAGGCCAAGGCUCGACAAUUCCCUCCAACCAAGGCAGCACCCCCCAGCAGCCAAUCCCCGAUCAAAUUCCUAACCAGCCCGCCCAACCCAUCAUCAACUCCGGUACAGAAGCCACCAUGAACGGCUUAGCUGCCCAGAUCGCCGACGUCAGCGGUCGCAUCCAGCUUGCGGGCAAGGCCACCAACACCAUCCUCCAGGAGCUGAAGAACCAGGCCCAGAAGGCCGACCAGCGCCACGCAGAGAUUCUCCAGAAGUCCCUGGCUCAGGACCGCCAGCUCGCCCAGUUCGACACCCGACUCACGCGGGUCGAGCAGCUGCUCCAGGCCCUCCAGACCGACCUCCAGAGCAAGGACUACAGUGGACGCUUCAACCAGCUCCACGAGACGCUGCGCUCUUCCCACCUCAGCUUGAGCGAGAACCUGCAGGGUCACCUGCGGAGUGUCAUUACGGCCUCCAGCCCACGCAUGGGCUUCUUCAUCUUCUUGCUGAUCGCGUUCCAGGUGAUCCUCGCGAUCUCCUACGUCAUCUACAAGCGUCGCCGGGCCAACAUGCCCAAGAAGUUCCUUUAA